This is a messenger RNA of Numida meleagris (helmeted guineafowl), 861 nucleotides long. RefSeq names its product dromaiocalcin-1-like. Gene Ontology annotation, molecular function: signaling receptor activity. NCBI's taxonomy places the organism in Eukaryota, Metazoa, Chordata, Aves, Galliformes, Numididae. The record is from RefSeq and is a predicted model, not a curated record. The coding region runs from base 169 to 741 and encodes 190 amino acids. The transcript has 6 exons.
CCCGCACGUGGGGCAGCGCCGUGGGGCAGCGCCGUGGGGCGGCCGCGGCCCCUUUGAUCUCAGCGCCAACCCACGGCGGCUCCCCAUUGCGCGGGGCCUAUAAAGGCGCGGUGUCCGCGUCCCGCACCUCCGCCAUCGCCGCACGCCGCUGCCGCAGGACGCACCAGGAUGGGACUCUCCGCCUCCCUCGGGCUCUGCCUGCUGCUGGCGCUGCUCCCCGCGCUGCCGGGUGAGGCCGCCCGCCCCCCACAGCGCCGGCCCCACACAUCGCCCCAUGGGAUGGAGGAAGGUGCUCGGGACCGCCCGGACCGCGGCGGUGCCGGAGGAGGCGCGGAGGCCGGCCCAUGCCCCGAGGGAUGGCUGCAGUUCAGGGGCAGCUGCUACGGGCUGAUCCGUCGGGAGCUGUCCUGGAGGCGGGCGGAGGCGUGGUGCAAGGUGAUCCAGCCCGACUGCCACCUGGCCUCGCUGCACAGCGCCGAGGAGCACCAAGCCGUCGCAGCCUUCAUCGCCGCGAAGCAGCGGAGGGGGGAGGAGGAUGAGAGCGUCUGGAUCGGCCUCCACUACCGGAGCCACGCAUGGCUGUGGGCGGACGGCUCCAAGAAGCGUUAUUCUGCGUGGGAGGAUGACGAGAACCCGAAGGGGCAAGACUGCGCAGUGCUGGAGGGCAGCUCGGGCUUCCUGGAGUGGGACGACGACGCCUGCGCGGAGCGGAAACCCUUCGUCUGCAAAUACAACGCAUAAGGGGAGGGGGCAGCCCCCCGUGGCCGCCCCCCCAUCAUGGACGCCGCCCCUCUGCUCCCGGACCCCCUCCCUCCCUCGGCCGCAGCGCGUGGCCCUGCAAUAAACGUGCCCUGAGCACCA